AUGUCCAGUCGAUUCGGUUUAACUACUCAUGAAGAAGAACACUCAGUCAAUCAAGAAUCAAAACCAAUCGAAACUCAUCAAUUAUCAGAUUCACCUAUGCGUAAUGAUCUAUCACCAAUUCCAACUCCCAAGGAAACUCCCACUAAAAGAUCAGUUUCAAACUCAAUAAGAAACUCUCCUACACUCUUACCACAACCUUCACCUAGAUUACAUUCUACUUCACCAUCUUUUCGUGCUGUUUCACCUUCACUCUGUUCACUUUCACGUCAAUCUUCUUUACAUUCUCAAUAUUCAGAUGCAGCUGGUCAAUCUUCUACUAAUACAAGUCCGAUCUUAAGUCCUCAAGUUUUACCUUCUGUUGUACCUACUUCGAAUCCGAUUGGACAUCCUCCUCCUCAUCAUCAUCAAAAACGUAAAAGUAGACAUCCUUCUUUUUCUUUUCAUGGUUUAGAAGGUAAAGGUAGUACUGGUAGUGCAGUACAGAAACCUGAUUAUAGUGAGGCUAAGAUUGUGGUGGCUAUGGUUGGAUUACCGGCUCGUGGAAAAUCUUACUUGAGUAAUAAACUACAAAGAUAUCUUAAAUGGCUUGAGUUUAGUGUCAAGGUUUUUAAUGUUGGACAAUAUCGAAGAGAAAGGUAUAGAGAACGAGCUCAAAAGCUAGGACAAAAAGAAGAUCAAUCAGCUAAUUUCUUUGAUCCAUCGAAUCAAAAUGCCAGUGAAGUUAGGGAACAGAUGGCUAGUGAAUGUUUAGAAAGCUUGAUCACUUGGUUAAAAGAUGGAGGAAAUGUUGGAAUCCAUGACGCAACUAAUAGUACUAAAGCACGUCGAGAUAAAAUCGUCACCAGAUUAAAAAAAGAAAGAAAUAUCAGUUUGAUUUUCUUAGAAUCGAUUUGUACAGAUCCCAAUGUGAUUGCAGGAAAUAUAGCAGUUAAGGUGGCAAGUGGAGAUCCAGAUUAUGAUGGAAUGCCAAAAGAAAAAGCAGAAGAAGAUUUUAUUAAACGAAUUAAACAUUAUGAAGAUAAUUAUGAACCGAUUGAUCCGGUUUCAGAAGGUCAUUUAAGUUUCUGUAAGGUGGUUAAUGUAGGGUAUGAGGUGACUGUUAAUAAGAUUGAUGGGUUGGUUUCUUUAGAGUUUCAUAAACUGAUAAAUUUGUGGAGGUUUGUGUCUGAUUUAGUUUUGCUUUACUUGGCUCUUAGGUAUCUUGCCUCUCGUGUUGCAUUUUAUUUGAUGAACCUACACGUCACACCUCGUUCAAUCUUCUUCACCCGCCAUGGAGAAUCACAAUAUAAUGUGGAGGGUAAGAUUGGAGGCGAUUCUUAUUUAUCAGAAAGAGGUGCUCAAUAUUCAGAAGCGCUUCCUAAUUUGAUUGCUGGAUCAAUUGGUGAUACUCCAUUAACGGUUUGGACUUCGACUUUGAAACGGACUAUUCAAACUGCUAAACAUCUUCCUUAUCCAAAACUAACAUGGAAAAGCUUAGAUGAAUUAGACGCUGGUGUUUGUGAUGGAAUGACCUAUGAAGAAAUUGAAGAACACUAUCCUGAAGAUUAUGCUGAACGUGAUGAUGAUAAAUUUAAUUAUCGUUAUCGUGGUGGUGAAAGUUAUAGAGAUGUGGUGGUUAGAUUGGAACCGGUCAUCAUGGAAUUAGAACGUCAAGAGAAUAUCUUGAUUGUUUGUCAUCAGGCGGUUUUGAGAUGUCUUUAUGCGUAUUUUCACAACUUGAAUCAAGAAGAAUUACCUUACAUCAAGAUCCCAUUACAUACUGUGAUCAAAUUAACACCAAAGGCUUAUGGAUGUGAUGAAGAAAGAUACUCAGUACCGAUUGAAGCGGUUGAUACGACUAGACCUAAACCGGUUAAACUUGGUUCAUCUGUUAAGGUAGAAGAUGUGGCACCUUCUCCUAGUACUAGACCACCUAAAGAAGCUAAGAUUCCUAGUGGUUUGAUUUGA
This is a messenger RNA of Melampsora larici-populina 98AG31, 1947 nucleotides long. RefSeq lists its product as uncharacterized. Lineage: Eukaryota; Fungi; Basidiomycota; Pucciniomycetes; Pucciniales; Melampsoraceae. The record is from RefSeq and is a predicted model, not a curated record. Gene Ontology annotation, biological process: fructose 2,6-bisphosphate metabolic process; fructose metabolic process. Gene Ontology annotation, molecular function: 6-phosphofructo-2-kinase activity; fructose-2,6-bisphosphate 2-phosphatase activity; ATP binding. The transcript has 15 exons. Gene Ontology annotation, cellular component: cytosol. Bases 1 to 1947 code for a protein of 648 amino acids.